AGUUAAGCGCGCGUCACUCACCGUUCAGCUUCUUCUGUCCGCGCGCUCCUCCACGCGCUCAUUCUCAGACAAGCACAAGCAUAUGUAAACAUGGCUGAGGAGAUUCAUACCGGUCAUUCCCCGGAUUUAGAAACUGCUCGAGAGCACGGGAUGAACGUGCAUAAGCGGCAAGCGCGCGUUACGGUAAAAUACAAUCGCAAACAGCUUCAGAAAAGGCUGGACGUGGAGAAAUGGAUCGACGAAGGGCUUGAACGGCUGUACGAGGGCAAGGACACGCCAGAGGAAGUGAACAUCGAUGAUUUGUUGGAUCUCCCAAGUGAUGAAGAGCGAACACACAAACUACAGGUUCUUCUGCAAACCUGCACUAGCAGCACUGAGGCCUUCAUUGCUGAGCUGUUGCAGAAGCUGCAUGGUCUCCAUAAACAGGAAGAGCUGCAGAAUGAAGGAAUUGAGCAUCCCUGUCUCCACACGUACCCACAUCACCAUGGCAACAUCCAUCAUCACAGAGGCAACCAUCAACAUCCAACACAUCAGACACUGUGAUUGUAUCUGGUCCGGAUAAUUGUGGUCGCUGAACUGAGCUCCCUAACACACUCAGGACACACGCACAAUGUUCAGUAUCCAACUAGUUUAGCAACUCGGUAACUAUGAGGUGUUUGUUUACAGACUUAUAAGAGUGGUACAUUUAAUAGUGUUCAGUUGUAAAAUUGCCAUCACUGCUGGUAGGUAAUUAUAUGCCGUAGCGAUAAUUUGUUUGCAGGGUUCUUUGUUGCUUGUUGACUGGGUUUUGUUUGAACUAGCAGUAUGCAAGAUGCAAUUUAAAGCUUAAUCUGCUGACAAAUGUAAAUUCAUGAUAAUAUACUUAACACAUGUUAACAAUCACAGGAAAGUACCAAAUUUGAGCAAAUACUUUGGACAUAUUAUUAAGUAUGGACAUAUUAUAGUUUAAUAAUGUUUAUGAACUUGUAGAUUUUAUAAAGCAAACCUUUAAUAAAAGUAACAAUUACUUGAA
Ctenopharyngodon idella (grass carp) is the source of this 1012-nucleotide messenger RNA. It is a transcript of the gene ppp1r14aa, whose product is annotated as protein phosphatase 1, regulatory (inhibitor) subunit 14Aa. Gene Ontology annotation, cellular component: cytoplasm. Lineage: Eukaryota; Metazoa; Chordata; Actinopteri; Cypriniformes; Xenocyprididae. Gene Ontology annotation, molecular function: protein serine/threonine phosphatase inhibitor activity. The coding region runs from base 91 to 543 and encodes 150 amino acids. Gene Ontology annotation, biological process: regulation of phosphorylation. The record is from RefSeq and is a predicted model, not a curated record. The transcript has 4 exons.